GGUGGAAAAAAUUUUAGAAUUAUUUCCGUCAAGGAUUAAAGAUGUAAAUGCUGAGGAAAAGAGUAUAGUUCUUCUAGCAGUGGAAUAUAGGCAGACGGAAGUAUUCAGGUUUUGUGCAAACAAAAGGGCUAACUGAAAGUCUGUUUCGGCAAGUAGAUAAACAAGGAAAUAAUGCCCUGCACUUGGCAGCAAAGCUUGGAGUUGAGCUCGAUUGGCUCAAUCCUGGGGAAGCACUCACCAUAUUAAGGGAAAUCAAUUGGUUCGAGUUUGUGAAGAAUUCAAUGCCCCAUGGUCUCUUGGAGAGAUACAAUAGGAAAAUGGAGACCCCAGAUGACAUCUUCAGAGAGAGUCACAAGGAACUUAUGAAAAGCGAAGGAAAGUGGGCAUCUAAAACCUCACAAGCAUGUUCUGUGGUGUCAACCCUAGUUGCAUCAGUGGCUUUCGCCACACGUACCAGUUUGCCUGGCAGUUAUGAUGCUUAUAAGGGCUAUGCAAUCCUUAGAAACAAGGCCGUAUUCAAAAUUUUUGCAGUAUCUUCAUUAUUAGCCUUCUUGUUCUCCCUCAUUUCCACCAUCUGCUUCCUUUCUGUUGCUGCUUCUCGUUCCCAAUCCGUUCGCUCUUGGAGAUACGUUCCUUGCAAACUUUACUUUGGUAUGUACUUCAUGUUCGUCUCCAUUGUUUGUCUUUGGGUCUCUUUCUGUGCUGCUGAUUUCUUCGCUCUCAAUGAUGACGGUCGAAAAUUGGACAAUGCACUUCCCUCUUAUAUAUUUUUGUCACUGGGGAUCAUCCUUUUGGUUGUCACACAGCUCCCCACAUUCCUUGGUCCCACAUUGUCUAGUAUUUGGCCUAUUCCUGCCCCUAGACGAAAGGCCACUCGUCCCAUGGAGUACCAAAGGACGAAUUUGAACCACUAAAGUUAGGUGCUAGUCUUGGGUUGUUCAAAGAACACCA
Neltuma alba is the source of this 951-nucleotide messenger RNA. RefSeq lists its product as uncharacterized. The transcript is spliced from 2 exons. Gene Ontology annotation, cellular component: membrane. Lineage: Eukaryota; Viridiplantae; Streptophyta; Magnoliopsida; Fabales; Fabaceae. The record is from RefSeq and is a predicted model, not a curated record. Bases 282 to 914 code for a protein of 210 amino acids.